GCAUAUUCGGUUGCUUGAAUCUAUCCCCAAAUCGGUUUCUUUACGUAGGAGAGACGACGGUAAGAUGAUGGAUCCCGGAGCCGGCCCCACCACAGCAACCCCCAGCACCGACGCUCCCUCGUCAGCCGGUUCGCUGCAUUCAACGGACACACCUGCAGCAGCCGUGCAACGGUGGGGUUUUGUGGUGUCACAACGCUUCCAACAUUUGCUCGACAAGUCAACGCCGUUCUUGCUCUACCGGUGGAUCGUUUUCUUUGCCAUGGCGUUCAUCUAUGGCGUCCGCGUGUUUUUUGUGCAAGGGUUUUACGUGGUCUCGUACGCACUCGGGAUAUACAUCCUUAAUCUGCUCAUAGGGUUUCUAUCUCCUCAGGUUGAUCCGGAAUUCCAAGACCUUUCCGAUGGCCCUACUCUUCCCUCUCGGAGCUCCGAUGAGUUCCGCCCUUUUGUUCGUCGUCUUCCCGAGUUUAAGUUUUGGUACUCGAUAACGAAAGCCUUCUGCAUUGCUUUUGUUUUGACAUUCUUCAGUGCAUUUGACGUGCCUGUUUUUUGGCCUAUACUCCUUUUUUACUGGGUCAUCUUAUUCGCUCUUACCAUGAAGAAACAAAUACUGCAUAUGGUCAAAUACAAAUACGUCCCAUUUUCGUUUGGAAAACAGACUUACAAUGGAAAGCGGGGGGCAACAUCAACCGAGAGUGCAAGUCUUCUUCCUAGAGACUGAAAGAUGUUAAAACAGUUUUAUAGAUUUUGUUUCCUGUACUACCCCUGAAAGAAGUUAGACUUGACUUUUAAUGGUUUGUUUUAUGUAGGAGAUCAUUUCGUACAGGUUUUUAGUAGUCGUAAGUUUAAUGUUAUAGACAAAUGAAGCUUAAGUCUUUUUAAAGAGCUAUCAUAGUUGUGGAUCUAUUAAACAUGUGGGGAAAAUGAGGAUCUUAUGACAUUAUGGGAUUAUAUCUGUUUGACAUAACAAGUUGUACUGUGUUUGAC
Lactuca virosa is the source of this 984-nucleotide messenger RNA. Lineage: Eukaryota; Viridiplantae; Streptophyta; Magnoliopsida; Asterales; Asteraceae. The record is from the annotation of a GenBank genome assembly.